AUGACUUCGUGGUUCACGAGUCCCACACCAUACCGCCUGAACGCCGCAAAUGCCUUGUCCGCAGGAUUCGGAGGUCUGAAGGAGAGGAGAUAUGCCUCUGCGGCCAUGGAGCUGCCUAUGAUGGCCUUGAACGGCCACACGUCACACCCAGACUUUGCCCACCUGGUGCUGCUGGUCUUUGAAGCAGUGCUGGAAGUGGUAUGCGUCAGUCUGCCGGGCUACAUUGUGGCCAGACGGGGCAUGUUCGACGGCGAGGCUCAGAAGAUGGUGGCCAACCUGAACGUCCAACUCUUCACGCCGUGUCUCGUCUUUACCAAACUCGCCUCGCAGCUCAACGCCGACAAGCUCGCCGAUCUCGCCGUCAUUCCCGUCAUCUUCUGUGUGCAGACGCUCGUCUCAUGGAUCUGCGCUCGUCUCAUGUCCAAGGCCUUUGGUUUUGGCAAGAGACAGACCAACUUCGUCAUCGCCAUGGGCGUCUUUGGAAACUCAAACUCGCUGCCCAUCUCGCUCGUCAUCUCGCUCUCCAAGACUCUCAAGGGUCUGCACUGGGAUCGUGUCCCGCACGACAACGACAACGAAGUCGCCGCAAGAGGAAUCCUGUACUUGCUCAUCUUCCAACAGCUCGGUCAAUUGGUCCGCUGGACCUGGGGCUACAACGUCUUGCUUGCUCCCGCCAUCGAGGACACCAAGGCCGCCGACGAAGAAAGAGACAACCUGAUCGAGGAGGGAAGAUACCGCGACGAUAUCGACGACGAUGACUUGGAGCAGGCCUCGUCUUCCACAAAGAAGACUAGUGGCUCCAUCUCUGGCGACGAGUCUCCUCGUACCAUCUCGUCCAUCGGCUCCGCAUCUUCCCACGAUGCCUUGCAGCCUGUUGAUGGUGAAGUCAUGGCUACACCUGCCAACGGAAACCUUGUCGGUACUGGCCCUGGCAACUUCUCCGGCAACCUCGGCCCUCGCCAGCGCUCCACUGGCCACAUGACACAGUUCCCCAACUACUCGACUGGCUCAACCGCUGCUACCGAAGCCCCUACUGGCAUCAAGGCCAACAUCUCACGCUUCUUCGCCAGCAUCCGUGCCUCGAUCAAGCAAUUCUUCAACAACAUGUUUGCCAAACUCCCUCCUGGCUUGCAAAAGUUCCUGAGCACCGUCUCGCACUACACCACUCGCUUCGCCUGGGGUGUCUGGGAGUUCAUGAACCCUCCUCUCUGGGCCAUGAUUGCCGCUCUGAUUGUCGCUUCCGUCCCUCAACUCCAACACACCUUCUUUGCCCCUCACACCUUUGUCUCCAACUCCGUUACCCGCGCAAUCCAGCAGAGCGGUGGUGUCGCCGUCCCUCUGAUCCUAGUCGUCCUAGGCGCGAACCUCGCCCGCAACACCCUCCCACAAGAAGAACUCGUCACCACUCCUGAGGGCAAGAAGGAAGAGCGCAAUCUCCUCAUCGCCGCCCUCGUCAGCCGUAUGCUGCUCCCUACCCUCAUCAUGGCACCAUUCCUCGCCAUUUUUGCCAAAUACGUGCCUGUCAGCAUCCUCGACGAUCCCAUUUUCAUCAUCGUCUGUUUCUUGCUUACUGGUGCUCCUUCUGCCCUUCAACUUGCCCAGAUUUGCCAGCUCAACGGCGUCUUCAUGGGCGUCAUGUCCAAGUUGUUGCUGCAGAGUUAUGUGGUCUGGAUAUUGCCCAGUACACUUAUUUUGGUCAUGCUUGCUUUGGAGGUUGUCGAGUGGGCUGCCUGA
Aureobasidium subglaciale EXF-2481 is the source of this 1734-nucleotide messenger RNA. RefSeq lists its product as uncharacterized. The transcript has a single exon. Bases 1 to 1734 code for a protein of 577 amino acids. Gene Ontology annotation, biological process: transmembrane transport. The record is from RefSeq and is a predicted model, not a curated record. Gene Ontology annotation, cellular component: membrane; endoplasmic reticulum. Lineage: Eukaryota; Fungi; Ascomycota; Dothideomycetes; Dothideales; Saccotheciaceae.